This is a messenger RNA of Heterotrigona itama, 365 nucleotides long. The record is from the annotation of a GenBank genome assembly. Lineage: Eukaryota; Metazoa; Arthropoda; Insecta; Hymenoptera; Apidae.
AUGAACGAACGAAUCGUGAAAACUUGGGUUAUCUAGAGCGCGAAUGCACCAGUGACCUAGAGUGCCCCAAUGAAAAAGCCUGCAUAAAUCUGCAAUGCGUGGACCCGUGCGGUCUCCGCGGCGCCUGUGGGAUCAACGCGCUGUGCCGUGUGGUUCUGCACAAGCCACGAUGCUCCUGCCCUCAGUGUUAUAUCGGUAUGCCUCACACUGCCUGUCAUCCAGACCCGAAAUGCGAAACGCUGAAUCCCCGACCUACGCCGAACAUCGGUUGCUCGUCCGAUCGUGACUGUCCGGAGAGUCUGUCCUGUCACACGCGUACCGGAGAGUGUCGCGAUCCUUGUCUAAGCUCGCGAUACAACUGCGAA